Molecule: messenger RNA, 2449 nt
Organism: Coturnix japonica (Japanese quail)
Lineage: Eukaryota; Metazoa; Chordata; Aves; Galliformes; Phasianidae
Gene: TDRD3
Product: tudor domain containing 3
Cellular component (GO): nucleus
Molecular function (GO): protein binding
Source: RefSeq, a predicted model, not a curated record
GUAUCUUUCAGAUGAAGGAAUCGAAACUUGCAUAAAUUCAUCUGAAAAAGUCAAUACGAAUGACAUUAUCCUAGUUGCACUUAAUACAGAUUUAAGAACCAUUGGCAAGAAAUUCCUCCCCAGUGACAUCAAUGGUGGAAAGGUGGAAAAGCUGGAAGGUCCAUGUGUUCUGCAAAUACAGAAAAUACGCAAUGUUUCUGCACCAAAGGAUAAUGAAGAAUCUCAGGCUGCACCCAGAAUGUUACGUUUACAGAUGACUGAUGGACAUACAAGCUGCACAGCUAUAGAAUACAAUAGCAUGUCAAAAAUAAGCUUGAACACUCCACCUGGAACAAAAAUUAAACUUUCUGGAAUUAUUGAAGUAAGGAAUGGAUUCUUGCUGUUGGAUGAUAGUAACACUGCAGUUCUUGGAGGUGAAGUGGAGCAUCUUAUAGAAAAGUGGGAAUUGCAAAGGAGUUUAGCAAAACAUAGUAGGAGUAAUAUUGGAACAGAAGGCGGUCCUCCCCCUUUUUUGCCUUUCGGACAGAAAUGUGCAUCACACACGCAAGUGGACAGCAGAGAGCUUGAUCGCAGAAAGACUCUGCAGAUGACAAAUACUACAAAACCUGUUGCUGACAAUGAUGAAUUUGAAAAACAAAGAACAGCAGCCAUUGCAGAAGUUGCAAAGAGCAAGGAGACCAAGACAUUUGGAGGAGGUGGUGGUAGCAGCAGAAGUAAUCUUAGUGUAAGUGCUGGAGGGAAUCGAAACAGGGAGCUUUUCCAGAAGGAGAAGAUAACAAAACCUGAGGGAAAAAAUGAAGGUGUCUACAGAGAACUGGUUGAUGAAAAGGCUCUAAAACACAUAACAGAGAUGGGAUUCAGUAAAGAAGCAGCAAGACAGGCACUUAUGGAUAACAGUAACAACCUAGAGGCAGCAUUAAAUUUUCUUCUCAACAGCAAUAAACAAAAGCCCCUUCAGGGACCACCACCUAGAGGUAAAGGAAAGGGCCGAGGCCGAAUAAGACCUGAAGAUGAAGAAGAGCUAGGAAAUGCCAGACCAUCUGCACCUAGCACACUGUUUGAUUUCUUAGAAUCAAAAAUGGGUACUUUAACUGUAGAGGAACCAAAAUUGCAAUUUCAACCACCAUAUCAAGUACAGCCCAAAGUUAUGAAUACAGAACAGAAUGGCAUCAAAGAGAAUCAUUCAAGGCAUAUUUCUCGCAAUGACAUGAGACAACCAAGGAAUGAGAAGCCCCCUCGUUUUCAAAGAGAUAUUCAGAAUUCAAGGCAGGCUUUGGAAAGUGGGGGAUUACCAAGAAACAGAGGUCCUGAAAGGCACAACUCUUCAGAACAUUGGACAGAUGAGAAAAUCAAAAGUGACAGACAUUAUCCUAGAAAUGAUAGGCCAAAGGAUUUGGGUUAUCCCGUAGCUGCUCACCAGAGUGAUAUUUCCUUUAAAAAAAGGGAUAACAAUAUGCAAAACAGAAUAGGAAAAGGGGUGUCUUUCACAGAAUUCAAGGAGAACUCUGCUGCUCAAGAUACUACAGACAACAAUAACCAGAGACGUGGGAAAAGGGAAAAUCAAAUACACAAUUCUGAAAACUUUUGUGAUAGGAAAGCACGAACAAUAAGUAAUGAAACCUUUAUGGUAAAAAGUGAGCAACAUUUUGGUGUGAAUAAUGAUUACCAAAACACUUGCAGAACUGAUAAUUUUAAUUCUAUUCCGAAUGGAGAUACAGAACAUCAUCAGAAAGGAAGACGAGUAGGGCCUAUCAAAUCGCCAGGACCUAAUGUGAUUCCGUCUUAUGAUGACAAAAUUUUGUAUUACAACACUGGACCCAAAAGGAGAUCUGGGCCCAUCAAACCAGAGAAAAUAAUGGAACCAUCGAUUCAUGCAGAGUACGGAAAAACCUGGAGACCUGGGGAUGAGUGUUUUGCUCUUUAUUGGGAAGACAACAAGUUCUACCGGGCAGAAGUUGAAGCUCUCCAUUCUUCUGGAAUGACUGCAGUUGUUAAAUUCUGUGACUAUGGAAAUUAUGAAGAGGUGCUUCUCAGCAACAUCAGGCCUAUUCAUGCAGACACCUGGGAAGAUGAAGAAGAAACAUAUGAACAAACUCUAGAAUUCCGUAGAGGAGGAGAUGGUCAGCCAAGGCGGUCCACACGACCUACUCAACAAUUUUAUCAACCCCCAAGAGCUAGAAACUGAUUAAUAAGAAUUAUACGUGAUCUUCUCGGGUUGAGGGAAAAUUCACUGGCAGCUCCAACUUGAUGAAGACUUCUAGAAGAACUUCUGGCUUUUUCCAAGCAACAGGGUGGGACAAAGAAAGCUGAUAUGAGCAGAAGGAAUUUGAACUUGAUACCACAAGAGACUUUUUUAAAGUUCUUAGUUAAAUGAAUCUGAAUACUUUUUACAUAUGAAAGAAGCAAAUUGUCUUUGCUGCCACCAAUAAAACUACAGUGCACUAUUCUA